AUGAUGAGUUUUGCAAUCACUUCAAUUAUUCUUACUGUCUUGAUUCUUGCCUGGUUACGCUUCAGAAAGCGGGAAAAACCGAAGAAAGCCCUCACUAGGAAUUGGGCGAGUGUUAUAAAUGAUAUUGAGCCUGUCGACCCAAACUUCAAUUGGGAAACAUGCGAACCAUUGAAACUCCGCCCAUUUAUUGGCAAGAGAGACUUCAAUCCCCUGAUGGGUGUGAGGGACAUGACGAUGAACAAACAUGACUGGCUUCGGAUCGAGAAGGACUACGCUGAGAACAUGAAGAUCAAAAACGACUUAUGCCAAAAUAGACCAGACGAUAUGAUGUUUGCUCACAAUGAUGACAAAACCAAUCUAGCAUUGAAAGAAUUUUACGUCAUGGUCGUUCGGUUUUUUACGCAACGUUAUCCGACUCUCUUCCCAGUGAAAAAUGGUGAUGUCUUCAACACGAUUUUGAACUUAUCUUGUCCCGUAUCGCCCGAUGGUCAAACUAAUUAUGAAUUGAUGGUUAAUUUGAAUAAGCUCUUGGAUGAGGAUUAUCUUAUUCUUUUAAAAGAUAAUGAAGAAGAUGAAGAGUUUGUCUUGCGAGUUCUGGUGAAUGCUGCACCCGCAGGAUUUGACCCCAAACGUGGUCACAAUAUGCCAGUUAGCCAUAUACAUUCACCAGUACCCCAAUAUCGUGAGCGGUUGAAGAUGUCAAUGAGUAAGUUUUUCGCAAACAUGCUUCCAAAAAAAUUAUGGGUCAGAACCAAUUGGUCCAUUCAGACGCAUGCAACUCGGUUCAAUUUGAAUUCACUUCAUGGUAGAGAGGGAGACGUUAUGAGGCCACUCACCCGAGAUGAGUUGGACAUCGACAACUGUCGGUUACGUGUUGAACGGCAAAUAUUCACCAGACUUCCACAAUCGAAAGGGAUGAUUAUGAUCAUACGCACUUAUUUGACUCCAAUUGCUGAAAUAAAGGCAGAAGGUCAUGCAGAUGAGUUGGUAUAUGGCAUUGAGUCACUCCCUGAUGACUUGGCAUUCUACAAGCGCCGCAAUGAAUGGGGAGACGCUAUUGUAGUCUAUUUGAAAGAAAAAGCUGAGGUGUGA
Molecule: messenger RNA, 1092 nt
Organism: Diutina rugosa
Lineage: Eukaryota; Fungi; Ascomycota; Pichiomycetes; Serinales; Debaryomycetaceae
Product: heme-dependent oxidative N-demethylase family protein
Exons: 1
Coding region: 1-1092 (363 amino acids)
Source: RefSeq, a predicted model, not a curated record